Rhineura floridana is the source of this 1470-nucleotide messenger RNA. It is a transcript of the gene AURKAIP1, whose product is annotated as aurora kinase A interacting protein 1. Gene Ontology annotation, biological process: mRNA processing. The coding region runs from base 192 to 815 and encodes 207 amino acids. The transcript has 5 exons. Gene Ontology annotation, cellular component: mitochondrion. Lineage: Eukaryota; Metazoa; Chordata; Lepidosauria; Squamata; Rhineuridae. The record is from RefSeq and is a predicted model, not a curated record.
UUCUGGCGCCGGAACUUCCCGAGUGGGCCCGCGUUGCAUGGAGGGGGUGAUGAACUGCUUUGCCGGAAGUUGCAAGUUCAAAGAGCACACCGGCCCUAAACGGGUUGGUAAGUCUGCGCGGAGGGACGAAUAAGACAAUAUUUAUUGGCAGCGUGGCUUCUCUCUGCCGCUGCAAGUAGGAAUGAUCCAGUAUGCUGCUAUCACGGCUGACAUCCCAGAUAGCAAGGGCCUCGCGAUUUGCAGAACGCUUCCUGUUGAGAACGCCGGCUCCGCUUCCUAAUCCUAGACUCGCUGCUUCCGCAAAUUACAGCACGCAUCCCUCAAACAGAAAUGGAGCCCAGCCCCAACAGUGGCUCAACCUGGACCCGGAUCUGGAAGAAAUCCUGGUGCCGAGGAAGAUGUCCAUCUCCCCUCUCGAAAGCUGGCUGACGGUCCAGUAUAUCCUCCCUAGUGGUGAAGGAGCCACCAGCAUCUACAAGCGACUAGGCUAUGAACCCGCUGGGGAGUACGACCUUCCCCCCUGUUCCUGGGGUGCGGAGGAUGAGAGCGAGGAGGGAGGGGAGCUGAACCAGGACAAAAUGGAGUGCAAGAACGUUCUGAAGAUCCGGAGGAGGAAGAUGAACAAGCACAAGUACCGGAAACUGAUGAAGCGGACAAAGUUUUUGCGGAAGAAGAUCAGGGAGGGGCGUCGUCGGAGAAAGCAGAAAAGGUUUGAACGCGAUCUAGAGCGCAUCUGGAGGGGAGCUGGCCUGCGGAAGCCGCCGAAGGGAUGGGUGACCCCCAAGAUAUAUCUGAGGCUUGUGAAGUCAGAUUGACGUUGCUCUGGGCCAGUGAAGAAAAGUCGGGCGAUUAACUUUUGCAGUUUUUAUUUACAACGUUGACAACAGGCACUCCAAGAAGCCCUCCCACUCUUGGAGUAUAUCUGCGAAGCAUCCUUUUUGACCCUUGGAAAGAAAGCUAGAAUUGUAUGAUCAGAUCAAAAAUGUCAUCAGACCAAGACUUAAAACUCUGUCUAAACCGGUGACACAGAAAUACAGACCUCUCUGAGUGGGUGUUGCGGACACAGCUGCUCAAAGAAAAUGUGUCAAAUAUAUACCAUAGGGCCCCACUUAUACGGCGGGUUAGGGAUGAGGCCCCUGCCAUAAGGUGGAACCCAUAGACUAUAAGGGGGCAGUGGCGCAAAAAUGCCACAAAAUCGGCUUUAAAAAGGGGAAUUUCCUGCCGCUGCAUCAGCGGAACGCCGGAAUGCGAAGCGCUGGUAAGCGGAGCCCUACUGUACAUACAGAUCAGAUGUUUUGAAUUACCUGUUCAGGGGCCAUGUAUGAUUUUGUGCCCUUCUUUCUGGUCCUCUUCACUGGAAUAUCAUCUGCACCUGUCGUUACUAGUCCAAAAUCACCUAUCUUUAUUAUAUUUUGAAAAGAUAUGAAUAUGUUUGCAGGCUGCAAAGAUUAAAAAACAACAACACUGGUG